This is a messenger RNA of Anopheles coustani, 900 nucleotides long. RefSeq lists its product as uncharacterized. Bases 1 to 900 code for a protein of 299 amino acids. The record is from RefSeq and is a predicted model, not a curated record. The transcript has 4 exons. Lineage: Eukaryota; Metazoa; Arthropoda; Insecta; Diptera; Culicidae.
AUGUGGAAAAUAGUGCUGAUCGCCGCGCUGGCCAUCGGUGGUCGGUGCCGGGCGGAGCCGGAGGAUGAGGCGAAAAACUCCAAGGACUCAUAUCUUGCCGCGUUGAGAAACUCGCAGAAAAUAAAUGCCGUACCUUACAAAGGUACACCGAUCCGGAUAUCCCGGGGCGACUACAACGUCGUACCAUCCAGCUCCUACGACUACAGUCUCCCGGCGGCCAACUACGGGCCUCCGACGUCCACCGGCAACGAACUCUACCAGCCGGCACCGCACAAGGAGUACGGACCUCCGCCCAAGCCCAUCUACGGUCCGCCGAAGCCGAUCUACGGGCCACCGCAUCCCCCGCCACCGCCACCGCAUGGCCCCGUCAGCCACGGCAUGCCGUACUUCAGUCCGGAAAAUUGGCUGCUCAGUAAGCUCAAGUUCAAGUUCGACCUGUUCACCGUGGCCAAGAUACUGCUCAAGCUGGUGAUUUUCAAGAAGAUCGUCAAGUUCAUCGCCCUGCUCUGCCUGCUGUUCUUCAUUCCCACGCUGAAGCCGUCCGGCGGUGGUGGCGGAAGCCACAGCGACGAGAGCAGCGAGGAGGAACGACGCCGGUCGUACGAUUUGCAGUUCGACUACCAGCGAAGGCUCGGCGAGGUGACUGAAUUCGCGCUGACCGCCCUGGAGGCCUUCACCGUUGACAAUGCUCUUUAUUGCCCGGAGGAAAACCUGCUGUCAUGCCGCUUCAAGCGAAUGUUCGACGUGGUCGAUGAGUCGUAUCCCGUGUCAAAGAUCUACUCCAUUUACCUUCCACCGGUGGAAUCGGAAGCGGACAACUCUACCGGGGGAAAGUCCUCGGAGGAGCAAACUAUAGACCGUGCUGAUGCCAACGUGGGGCAGGAGGUGGAAGAGAAUUAG